Molecule: messenger RNA, 6216 nt
Organism: Hippocampus zosterae (dwarf seahorse)
Lineage: Eukaryota; Metazoa; Chordata; Actinopteri; Syngnathiformes; Syngnathidae
Gene: ano2b
Product: anoctamin 2b
Exons: 26
Coding region: 1524-4754 (1076 amino acids)
Biological process (GO): chloride transmembrane transport
Cellular component (GO): plasma membrane
Molecular function (GO): chloride channel activity; protein dimerization activity
Source: RefSeq, a predicted model, not a curated record
AGUUGUCAUCACAUGUCCAGGCGUAUUCGCCAUGGGUUAUGGUAGCGGUGUGCUAAUCUGAGAUGAUUUAGUUGUCACAGUCUCAGGCCUCCGAAUCCUAUUUCCUCAAUUGGCUUUCUUCAAAAGCAACAGUCUUCUCUCAUUCGCUGAAAGUGAGAGAUGUUUUGCUGAAUAUUUUGACAGAAACAGGGGGCAGGGGCUUUCCUGCUGUAUGUUGCCGUGGUAACUGCCAAUCAAAUCUAAUUAAAACACACCCACACACUUCUUUUCUAGCCGAUUGUGCCAAAUGAUUUUAUUUAUUUAUUUUUCCAACCAUGACUUGAUCACGAUACAAGCAAAACACAAGCGGAACAUAUUUUGGACAAUAAGUUGCAUGCUUUUUUUCCCUUUUUUUUAAAUUGGAAAAAAUGUCUUCGACUGUAUGUGGAGAAAAAUGCUCAAACUUGACCUUUUCAGAGAUGCCCGAAAUUACUACAAUGUAGUUGUUAAUACUUAAAAAUUUAACAUACUGGAUAUGUAUGAACCAGCUGUAAUUGGAUAUUGAACAUGAAGGAGGGCGUGCUGGUCACGGUGCUACAUCAGAUACCCUUACUGACAGAAUGUCUUGGUGCAUGCGAGUGUACCCAUGUGUACGAUAGGUGGUCAAAUAACGAGGUUGGGAUGAAGUGAGAAGUAAAUAUCGAUCAAUAUCAGAAGGUGACGUGAGUCACAAUUUAAGAAACGGAUCUACUGCAGUUGGUGUCCCCCAAGGUUCAAUUCUUGAUCCUCUACUUUUUAUAUGUAUCCCAUUGGGAUAAACCUCUCUUUCAUUAAAUACAAAUGAUUAAAAGUCUCUGUUUUUCUAAGUGACCGGAGAAUGGUAAUAUCGUCUAUUUUAGUAUUGCUCUCUUUACUAAAAAUAUCUGUCACACAAUUUAUAAUGUCGCUGCAUUUCAGUAUAAAAAAAUCAUCUAAAUCUCAUGCACUUUCUCUUGACUAGAUCGACUGUAUUUAUUGUAUACUAUCUGUGAUGUGAUCUAACCUGUGCAACUUUGUUAGUGGCCUGUUUCAGCAGACAUUUUGGCUGGGUAUUGGACAUUUUGAGGCUAUUAAUCGGCAGGUAAGGUUAUUAGCAUAAAAACCUUUAGCAACAUUAUGUAUUUUGCAUCUUUAUAUAUGUGGACUGUUGUUUAAUUUGUUAAGUUUGCAUGCGAACGUUAUUUCCUCAAUUGUAAGAAGCCCCCUCAGUGGUUUUGCACGUUCAACAAACGGCCAAGUUAAAAUUAAUGCACAUUAGAGGGUCCAAUAAUCUUUUCGUGUCGCUGCAUGGUUGUAAUUCCAAACACUCAAUCUGCCUGGCUGGUUGUCCCACGCCCCCUUCGUCCCGCCGUCCAUCCACUUGGCCAGUUGGAGUCUAAUCCCGGCAGAGCUAAUCUUCCUCUGAUCUGAGGAUUGCACAAUUGAGUUGCUGUGUUUCCUCUCACCUGCUGGCCACCGCAAGCCCGACUAACUGACCUGGUAGUUGGGCGCGGAGUGGACGGAAGAUGGCUUCCCGCCGAUCGCCAUCCUCUACCUGGACAGAGCCACGAGGGAACGGACGAAGCUCCGUCCCAGUGGCCACAGCUCUGAGCGAGUCCUCAUCCAUCCACAGCGACGCUCUGUACCACCUGACCAUGGACGUGUCGCGGGUGGGCCUGGAACCUCUGUACAACAGCAUACUGGAAGCAGAACAUGACAAAGAGGAUGCUUGGGAUGAGGAGGCUCAAAGUCUACUUAAGUGUCACAGCAUGCAGACUGAUGACAAGAUCCCAGUUGUUAGUUCUUCAUCAAGCCCCCAAGACAACGGCGAGGGCCUCCACUUCUCGGACGGCCGGCGGAAAGUCGACUACGUGCUGGUCUUCCACCAGCGAAGACAAGCCUCCGUUCGUUCCCCUGCCAGCACGUCGGUUUCCCACGACCGACUGUCCAUCGUUUCCAACGGCAACUUCCCGCCGUCGCGUGGCUCGGAGGGCAAAGGCGGAGGAGGAGGGGGGAGUGGCGGAGUACCAGGAGGGGAGGCUGUGAGCAUCGGCGAGGUCUUCGUGGAGCUGGACAGCGGAGGAGGGAAUGAAGCGGCCGAACCCGCCGACCACGAGAUACAUCUGAUCAGACAAGAGUUCGAGGCCAACCUGCUGGAGGCCGGCCUGGAGAUCGAAAGAGACCGGGAGGUGAAGGCUCAUGGUCUGAGCUUCACCCGCCUCCACGCACCCUGGCCGGUGCUUUGCAGGGAAGCGGAGUUUCUCAAAAUUAAAGUCCCAACCAAAACGCGCUAUGACAUUAAAGAGGAAAGUGCGUUCAGCAGCAGCAUGAGCAGCUUGUGGAGGAAGCUGAAGCAGCCUUUCAAGCCCAAAGUGCCCCCUCAGGACCACGGACCCACAAAGUUCCUCACACACUGCUUCUCCCGGGACAAGCUCCACCUAUACAACGUCGCAUCGAAAGACUCCUUCUUUGACAACGCCACAAGGGGGCGCAUCGUGUACGAAAUCCUGAGGAGGACUGUUUGCGCUCGGACCUGUCAAACCAUUGGUAUCACGACAUUGAUAGCAAAGGGUGUCUACGAUGCUGCCUUCCCUCUUCACGAUGGAGAUUACAAUGCCACUGGACAUCCCGAGGAGAGGAAUGACCGACAGGUUCUCCAUGAAGAGUGGGCCAGAUACUCGGCCUUCUACAAAUACCAACCCAUUGAUUUGGUCAGGAAGUACUUUGGAGAGAAGAUCGGCCUGUAUUUUGCCUGGCUUGGCGUUUACACCCAGCUGCUCGUGCCAGCCUCCAUCGUGGGAAUCAUCGUGUUUGGCUACGGAGUAGCAACAGUGGACACAAACAUACCCAGCCUCGAGAUGUGCGACGAGCGCCUCAAUUUCACCAUGUGCCCUCUGUGCGAUGGAGCCUGCGACUUCUGGCAGCUGAGCACGGCCUGCGGCACGGCCAGAGCCUCGCACCUGUUCGACAACCCCGCUACCGUCUUCUUCGCCAUCUUCAUGUCUCUGUGGGCCGUGUUGUUCCUGGAGCACUGGAAGCGUCGCCAGAUCAGUUUAAGCUUCAGUUGGGAUUUGACCGGCAUCGAGGAUGACGAGGAACACCCGAGAACAAAAUACGAAACCAUCCUUCUCCAGAAGAGGCAGCGGAAACAGAAAAACAACAAGAAGAAGAAAAAGAAGAAAAAGAAUCAGGUCGCGAUAGAGAAGUUAACCUGGAAAGACCGCCUUCCUGGGUAUUGCAUCAAUGUUUCCUCCAUUCUUUUUAUGUUUGGUCUGACCUUCUCGGCCGUUUUCGGCGUCAUCAUCUACCGCAUCACAGUGUCGGCGCUGAUGGCCAUGAGCCCCGACCCGGAGACAAAGUCCAACGUGCGCGUGACGGUGACGGCUACGGCGGUCAUCAUCAACUUGGUGGUUAUUCUCAUCCUGGAUGAGAUCUACGGCGCUGUGGCGGUGUGGCUGACGGAGCUUGAAAUUCCUAAAACGGAGACCAACUUUGAGGAGCGUCUCAUCCUCAAAGCCUUUUUACUCAAGUUCAUGAAUGCAUACGCGCCCAUUUUUUACGUGGCGUUCUUCAAGGGACGGUUUGCAGGUCGACCGGGAAGUUACGUGUAUGUCUUUAACGAUUAUCGAAUGGAAGAGUGUGCACCAGGAGGCUGCCUCAUUGAGUUGUGCAUUCAGCUCAGCAUCAUCAUGCUCGGGAAGCAGCUCAUCCAAAACAACAUCUUUGAGAUCGGCAUCCCGAAGUUGAAGAAGCUGGUGCGGACGCUGAAGGAUAAAGGAGGCGCAGAGAAGGAGGAGGAAGAGGAGAGGCCUCCGCAGCAGUGGAACCUGGACUACGCUCUGGCUCCCUUCGAGGGCCUCACGCCCGAAUACAUGGAAAUGAUUAUCCAGUUUGGCUUUGUCUCGCUGUUUGUGGCCUCCUUCCCUCUUGCUCCUCUUUUCGCACUGCUGAACAACGUGAUCGAGAUCCGGCUGGAUGCCAAGAAGUUUGUUACGGAGCUCCGCCGGCCGGUCGCUGCCCGUGCCAAAGACAUCGGCAUAUGGUACAAUAUACUGAGUGGCAUGGGCAAAUUCUCCGUCAUAAUAAAUGCCUUUGUAAUAUCCUUCACGUCGGACUUCAUCCCUCGCCUCGUCUACCAGUACAUGUACAGCCAGUCGGGGACCAUGCACGGCUUCAUCGACCACACGCUCUCCUACUUCAACGUCUCCAACUUCAAACCCGGCACGGCGCCCCAGAAUUCCGACCACGGCGAUGUCACCGUCUGUAGGUAUAAGGACUACAGGGAACCCCCCUGGUCCUCCGAUGCGUACCACUUCUCCAAACAGUACUGGUGUGUCCUUGCAGCGCGACUGGCUUUCGUCAUCCUCUUUCAGAACCUGGUGAUGUUCCUGAGCCUCGUAGUAGCCUGGGUGAUCCCGGACAUUCCCAAAACCAUCGUGGAGCAGCUGAAGCGUGAAAAGAAGCUGCUGGUGGAUCUCUUCCUACGAGAGGAGAAGGACAAAUUCCAACUCAUACAGAGCCUCUUUGCCAAGGACGCCCCCGUCCCUCUGGGCAGCCACGUGCUCCACCCGGCUCAAAGGUUCCCCCUCCCGGGCCGCUACAGCACCCUGCCGCAGUGUGCGACCCAGGCGAUGGCCGCAGAUGACGACGGAGGAGGAGGGCCCAGGGCGAGGUGCAGGGCGGCCAGUUUCAGCUUGUAUACGAGGAAGGUCCCCCCGUCGCCCAGAAAUGAAAAUUCCAAACACACGGCUGUGUGAUAUGUGACACAACACAUCCUCGAGGGUGGCGUUGGCAUCCCGAAGAGAAUAUCGUGUUUGGGCGAUCCCUUCCUCUAACUGCCAUUUUGAUAUUUUGAUAUCCUGGCGUGAAAAGAAGCGGAUUCACUUCAUGCGUUUUUUGUUGUUGUUGUUGUUUUUGCUCAUGUUUUGUUUACCCGAUCGAGUGUGAUCUUUUUUUUAACUUAUUAUUUUUAGCUUGUAGCUUCAUUGCGUAAACAAGCAAUAAUACUGCAUUAGGUUGAAGAGCAUUGUAAGAUAUUGUAGAUUAUAACAACAACGAAAACAUCACAGAAACGAACAUUUAAUCAAAAAGCUGGAUGCAUAGAUCGUGGUUACACAAAUAAAAAUAUAAUUCUACUUUUUUUUUUUUUUGCUUUCGGAAAUCAUCAAAAUUAGCCUGAAAUGUCGAUUGUAUCUUCAGAGACGAUAAAUGGACUCCAACUGUAAUGUAAUCCUAUGCCGGUUUUUGUUUUUUUGUUUUUCUGUGUCAAUGAUUGAUACAUGAACGGAUGGACGUCAUGUCUCGGUGCACCCUUUGGAAUAUUUCUGCUUCGUGUUGCUGAAUUAUGCUCUUUGUAUAUAUUUUGUUUGGAACUCGUAGCAACAGAUGAUCACCAGAUUCUAUAGAAUUCUUCUAUUGUUCGUAAAAGCACUAGAUGAGCUUCCUGGAAGUGCAAAUUGUUUCCAUGACAUUCUCUGUUUACAUUGAGCGUCUCAAGCGAUUUUUUUUUCCUUGUUGCCAGCAAUUGUUUUUUUUUGUUUGUUUGUUUUUUACAGGUCACUUACAGCCCUCCAUGUUUGACACUAUGAGAUCCACGCCAAUUUGCAAACGUGAUUUAUGAUGUGACAGGUUUAUCAUUUCCUGUUUUAGAUGAGCAAUUUUAUGUCGACGUUUUGUUGCAGCACUGAAACUGAGCACAGUCGGACUAAAUCCAAUCGUGGAUCCACAGAAACUUUCGUCAUCAGGGGAUUCGAUUCAACUGUUUGCGUACUUUGGAGAUAAUGAAUCGAUGCACUUUUUUGUUUAUGACAAUUUGAAGUUAUUGCUACUGUGCCGACGUGCUGCAAAUUGUCAUUUGUGUUUUUCGGAGGCCUUGUAUAUGCUCUUGUUUUGCCAUUGCACGACACAGCAUAUGUGUGCUCACUUGCUAGCCAGCAACAGACUGUUAACUUGGUUUUAGGUAUUUUAGAAUGACGUAGGACAAGCAAAUUGUGACCGUGGUACACGCUUAAGACUAUGUAGUGACAUACGUGAAUACAAGUGUUGGAUGUCUUACAAAAUAAUUUGAACACAAUUGUGUCAAUUGUCUGCUUUUUGUCUCAUGUUUUGUUUUAUUUUUCUAUUUCUCUUCUGCCUUUCAUAAACGGGAAGUCCGAAAAGGAUAUUAAAUGGAGGAUGAUUCAAACGGAGACAAUAAAAAUUGAAAGAAGGAUACAAAAA